AUGCCACCCCGAAAAAGAAGUGCGCCUACGGCCGACGCUUCAGAGCAAGCUGUACCGAAGCGAAGAUCUCUUCGACAAGCUGCCAAAGGAAAUCCCGAGCCUGAAGCGCCUCCCCCAGCUAAAGCAAGCCCGCCCAAGAAGGUUGCCAAGGCGACGACGACUGUAAAGAAGCAAGACAAGCAGAAAGCACAACCCAAACGAACAAAGACUGAGGAGCCCGAAGCACCAAAGGCAAAGAAGCCGGCCAAGAAACAGGAAUCUGCCCAGUCUAGCUCUCGUGGUGUCUCUGAAGACCCAGAUAUCGACUCCAUCCCGACAAUUAAUCCUGAUGCUCCGAAGCACGAUGGCCAGUGGUACUGGCUCAUGAAAGCAGAGCCCGAGACUCGUAUUGAGAAUGGCGUUGAUGUCAAGUUUUCUAUUGAUGACUUGAAGGCAAAGACAGAGCCCGAAGGAUGGGAUGGCAUUCGAGCGUAUGCUGCUCGGAAUAACAUGCGAAACAUGAACGCCGGCGAUCUCGCCUUCUUCUACGCCAGGUCCGCUCGUCGGCCAGGCGCACCAUAUUACGAUCCCAAGUCCACCAGAGAGAAACCCAUCUGGGACUUGGUCCACGUGGAGUUCAGGAAGAAGUUCGCGGUGCCUAUUGGUCUGAAGGAACUUCGCGAGCUGGGAAAGCCUGGAGGUCCUUUGGAGAUGAUGCAGUUGCUUAAGCAGUCGAGAUUAAGUGUGAGUAAAGUCAGUGGUGAUGAGUGGAGGUUUUUGUGUGAGCUUGCGGAUAGGAAGGCGAAGGAUGCUGGGCUGAAGCAUGAUGAGGGUGAGAAGUAA
Molecule: messenger RNA, 822 nt
Organism: Fusarium subglutinans
Lineage: Eukaryota; Fungi; Ascomycota; Sordariomycetes; Hypocreales; Nectriaceae
Product: Thymocyte nuclear 1
Exons: 4
Coding region: 1-822 (273 amino acids)
Cellular component (GO): nucleus
Source: RefSeq, a predicted model, not a curated record